This is a messenger RNA of Microplitis mediator, 1308 nucleotides long. RefSeq lists its product as uncharacterized. NCBI's taxonomy places the organism in Eukaryota, Metazoa, Arthropoda, Insecta, Hymenoptera, Braconidae. The record is from RefSeq and is a predicted model, not a curated record. Gene Ontology annotation, molecular function: nucleic acid binding. The transcript has 2 exons. Gene Ontology annotation, biological process: DNA integration. Bases 1 to 1308 code for a protein of 435 amino acids.
AUGCCUAGUGGACUUGAUCACCAAGUUAAGUACUCAUCCAAUUCCUUGGUAAAUUCACUCAAACUUAAACGCACUCACUCAUCUAUCCAGAUUAUUGGUAUUGGUGUUGCCAAUGCUGGUAGAACUAAAGGUCAAGUCGCACUCAAGCUUUCAUCUAGGCAUUCAAACGACUCAGUCAUCAUCAGUGCUCAUAUACUUGGUGGUACUCAACUUACUCUUGCAUUCAUACGACAAAAGUACUGGAUCAUUGGCGGUAGACAACCAGUACGCUCAAUUAUACUCAAAUGUAUAAAAUGCGCACGACAUCGUGCUGAUAGAGCUCAACAACUCAUGGGUCAGCUACCAGUAUCACGAGUUACUCCAUCAUCUGCAUUCACUCACACUGGAGUUGACUAUGCUGGCCCAAUAACACUCAAAAAUUGGAGACGCAGAGGAGCAAAAACAUACAAAGGCUGGAUUUGUGUUUUUGUCUGCCUUUCUACGUCCGCAGUACAUCUAGAGGUAGUCAGCGACUACAGCUCUAGUGGGUUCAUCGCAGCACUCCGCAGAUUUAUCAGCCGACGAGGCAUCUGCACAGCACUCUACAGCGAUUGUGGAACGACGUUCAAAGGCGCUGAAACUGAUCUCAACCGUCUGUUCACUCAAGGAACUCAAGAGUCAAGAGAAAUACUGGAUCACAUCACUGUGAACAGUAUUACCUGGCAUUUCAAUCCACCAGCAGCCCCACACAUGGGUGGAAAGUGGGAAGCUGCUGUCAAAUCACUCAAACAUCAUCUUACUCGAUCAGUGGGAGAGUCUUCAUUUACGUUUGAAGAAUUUACGACUCUUCUGACGCAAAUUGAAGCUAUAUUGAAUUCAAGACCAUUGGAGCCACUCACGGAAGAUCCAGAAGACAUGGCUGCACUCACUCCUGGUCACUUCUUAAUUGGACGAGCACUCAACAUGAUUCCUGAACCAGCACUCAUCGAUACAAAUAGUUCUCGAUUGUCUAGAUGGCAAUUUCUACAACAACGUGUUCAACAGUUCUGGAAUCAUUGGUCUACAAGUUAUCUUCAAAGACAACUGGCAAUCACCAAGUGGCAACGCCCAACUCAUCAAAUUCAAGUUGGGUCACUUGUAUUACUCACCGACGAAAGGUUUCCACCAACCAGGUGGCCUCUCGCUCGUAUUAUCGCACUUCACCCUGGCAAAGAUGGAUUGACCAGGGUUGCUACGCUUAAAACAGUGAACUCAACACUCACUCGUCCAAUCACGAAGCUAGCACUCCUACCAAUUGAACCAGAACCUCAAGAAGAUGACGAAGAAUAA